Messenger RNA from Sesamum indicum (sesame), 1343 nucleotides. Its product is annotated as heme oxygenase 1, chloroplastic. NCBI's taxonomy places the organism in Eukaryota, Viridiplantae, Streptophyta, Magnoliopsida, Lamiales, Pedaliaceae. Gene Ontology annotation, molecular function: heme oxygenase (decyclizing) activity. The record is from RefSeq and is a predicted model, not a curated record. Gene Ontology annotation, biological process: phytochromobilin biosynthetic process; heme oxidation.
AAUCAUCUUCUCAUCAUUAUUCAAUAGAAGAAUGGCGAAACCUAUCCAUUCCCAUGGAAGACUGUCUUUCCUUAGUUAUUAAAUAAUAACAUACACGGACAUAAGCAUCGGCAGCCCAUAACAUUCGCCAAAAGACAAGGCUACGGCCAUCCUGUCUGCAGUUAUUUCAAGAAGAGGUAUCGAUACACGUAAUAAUUCUUGGUGUAUCUAUCUCUUCUAGUGCACUUGAACCGCCAUUUUUGCAGCUUCUUUUUUUGUUUUUAUAGACGCUAUUAUCUUGCUUGCACUCAAGAAGAAUCUUAAUUUAACCCGUCUCUAUCAAGUUGAACUAUUUUCGAAAACCAUUGGAGCACUCUUCCUCACUCAUGGCGUCUAUAACACCCAUCUCCCGGACCCAAUCCCUUUUCAAGAAACCUCAAUUUUCAGUACUGAAAAAGCCUGAAGCGCACUUUUUGUCACUGCCCAUCUCGAGUUUUCCCCUGAAGAAAGUAAGGAUGGUGGUGGUUGCAGCUACAACAGCCGCGGAGAAGUCUAAGAAGAGGUACCCGGGUGAGGCUAAGGGGUUUGUGGAGGAGAUGAGGUUUGUAGCUAUGAAACUGCACACGAGGGACCAAGCUAAGGAAGGGGAGAAGGAGCCUCAGGGUCAGCCUAUGGCUAAAUGGGAGCCUAGUAUUGAGGGGUACUUGAAGUUCUUGGUUGAUAGUAAGUUGGUUUAUGAUACUCUUGAGAGGAUUGUGGAGAAAGCUGCAUUCCCUGAAUAUGCUGAAUUCAAAAACACAGGGCUGGAGAGAUCACAAGCUCUUGCAAAAGAUCUUGAAUGGUUUAAGCAUCAAGGUCACGCCAUCCCGGAACCAUCCUCGCCUGGUGUUAGCUAUGCUCAGUACCUUGAGGAGUUAUCAGAGAAUGAUCCUCAGGCAUUCAUUUGCCACUUCUACAAUACAUACUUUGCCCACACUGCUGGUGGGAGAAUGAUAGGGAGAAAGGUAGCAGAAAUGAUCCUUAACGGCAAGGAAUUGGAAUUCUACAAAUGGGACGGAGACUUGUCCCAGCUAUUGCAGAAUGUUCGAGAUAAGCUAAACAGAGUUGCUGAAAGCUGGACUAGAGAGGAGAAGGAUCAUUGCCUGGAAGAAACUGAGAAGUCAUUCAAGUUUUCAGGGGAUAUCCUUCGUCUGAUAUUGUCCUGAUACAUGAAACCUCCUAUUUCGUUAUGUAAUUAAGGUUGCUACUCAUGACCAUUGUUAGUACCCCACAUAUGUUAGCUAUCUAUGAUCUCAAGAUUCAGUUUCCUGUGUACAAAUUGUACUAUAUUUCUGAUUAUAAAUGGCCAAACUUCAACUUGAACA